CAGUGACUCUGGUCUCUCCCAGGCAGUGUGUGGAGCGCUCUGGACAGGAGACUCCAGGACCCGGGACCAGCUGCCUCAGUCCUUUCCUGCAGGAUUCCAUCACCUCUCCCAGCGCCGCCUCCAGAGUCCUCUGGCAUCUUUGAGAGCAGUGGACAAUGGAUAAAUCUCUGGAACCCUUGACCUUCAGAGAUGUGGCCGUAGAAUUCUCGCAGGAGGAGCAGGACUACCUGGACCCGGCACAGUGGGAAUUUUACCGAGACGUGAUGUUAGAGACCUACAGGAACCUGGCGUCCUUGGGUCUUGCUAUGUGUAAGCCUGACCUGGUCGUCUUGUUGGAGCAAAAGGUGGAGCCCUGGGAUGUGAAGAGAAGUGCAAAUCCCGUCCUCCUCCCAGGUAUAAAAAAAGACCUGCUGAGACCCUCAGGAGGAGGACAGAAGUAUGGAAUCAGGGAAGAGAAGAUGGCGCGGGGGCUCCAAGUGCUGCUCCCAGCGGCAUUAGAAGAAAAUCCUGUGGGAGAGAAAUUGAUGGGUGGAGGGGUGCACGGAGGUGCCACCUGCUGGGGUCUCCCCUUCCGCUUUCCCGUGGACAUCCCUGGCCAGCUGGAGACUCCCGUGCAGAAGCCACACUCUUGGGCAGAGGGGAGGCCGUUGGCCCCUCACCUUCCUGUGUCGGGCCUGUCCACUCCAGUCCUGCUGUGUGGCUCAGCCUGCUGCCCAGAGAUGGUGUCAUUGGAGGAUGUGGCUGUGAACUUCCCCUGGCAGGAAUGGGAAGACCUGAAUGAUGCUCAGAGGACCCUGUACCGGACAUUUGUUACCAAUCCUGAGGAGAGCAUCAGGUUGGAGAAGGGAGUAAAGCCAUGGACUGUGGAGGAAGCCCCAAGCCAGAAACUUUCAGUCAUCUCUUCUCAUGACAUCCAAGUCCUCAUGCCAUAGUCAGGCACAGAAGAUUUGCUUCCAGAUAUGGAACUGGGAGGAGAUGGAAUCUGUGCCUUUGAGAAUUUGCAAUUAGUGGAAGACCAGACACGCCAAAGAUCCAUUGAAGGGCAGAACAUUUGUUGCAAUGAAGAUAGCCAAGCUGGAACAAUGACCCAGAAUACAACUCUUCCCACAAGAAGAGAUCAUGUGUGUGAAAUGUCUUGGGUCAAGCCGCAUUUUAUGUCUGUCCCUUGCAUAGAUAAGGGUGUUUCUGUAAGCAGAGAUCUCUAUCAGAUUUUUAAUAAUACAUAUUCUCUGAGAAGACAGAACAUGUAGGCUGCCCCAUAGUCCAUCAUGCAAUAAUCAUUCAGUACAUUGUGAAUAUGGGACAGGUGUAUACUUUGAGUCAAAUAGUACUCAACAUCAGAGAUGCGAAUGGGAAGAUAAAAAAAAAAAUCUACUUGGGAUCAUAUUGAGGAGUCCUCAAAACUACUCCAACAUCACACAUUUCAGGAGAAUCCCUGCAACUGUAAAGGAUAUGGCAAUGCUAACAAAUGGUGCUCAAGACUCACUCAACAUCAGAGAGAGAAAUGGCACAAAUGUGAAGAGUGUGGUAAAGCCUUUUGUUGGCAUCCAAGCUCACUAAACAUGUAAGGAUUCAUACUGGAGAAGAGGCUUACACAUGUCCAUGCUGUGGUCAAGCCUUUCUCUACCUGUGUCACCUUUCUGAACACCAGAGGGUUCAUAAUGCUGAGAAAACAUACAGAUGUGAAGAAUUUGGGAAAGCCUUUAACCAGCAGUCAAGUUUUACUCAUCGUCACUGAAUUCAUACAAAUGUGAAAGAAAAAGCUUAUAAAUGUGAAGAAUUCAGCAAAGCCUUUAAGCAGAAGGCAAAACUUGCUCAACAUCGGCAAAUUCAUGUAAGAGUGAAAUGUUCAAAAUGUGAAGAAUGUGGCCAACUGUUUAACCGGAAGUCAAAUCACUCUGCACAUCUGAGAAUGCACACUGGGGAGAAACCUGCAAAUGUAAAGUGAUGAGUGGUUUGUACGAAUAGAUAUUUUGCAACCACCAUUUUCAUGCUAGCAUGAUACUUUGAAGAAAUAAAUAUAUGGAAAAUUAAGUUGUCAUAGAAUAAUCAACUCUAAGUAUACAUUUAAAAAUUGCAGUACAAUAAUAAUUCAAAAACUUCACUGAUAUUUAAAUCAGAUAUUUUUAUGGAGCAUAAACCAACAUGAAAGCACUAAGUAUGUAUUAGUAUCGUUUAAAUGUCCAAGAUGAUGUGUUGGGGACCAGUAUAAUUACAUUCCACGUACUUUUUGUCAAUCAUGCUUGAGAUAUUAUGAAGAGGUGAUGAAUAUAAUUCUGCUCUAAAUCAGUUCAUUCUCUGGCUUUGUCCCCUUGUGUAUGUGAAGUCAGGUGUUUGAUUUUUUUUUUUUUUUUUUGCUGCCUCAAACAUCUGAGAGACUGUCCUAGUUGAUGGAUUUGUUUAUAUCUAACUUGCAGGGUAAAUUUAGGACAGUAAUGUGCCAUGUAUCAGGAACAUAUGAAUGGACACGCUGCUUCUGGUUGACUCAAAACAUUGAUCUAAAUCACCAAGAAGUGUUCUGGGCCUUAAUGUUGCCAUUGAAGUCAGACAGAGGAAAAUGUCAAAUCAUAUCACGAUGGACUCCUUGAGGAAAUGCACAGUUUAUUAAAAUUGUGAUGUUUCUUUAUGGAAGUAAUAGAGAGAUGAAUAUUAUUUGAUAUCAUUGCCAAAAGAAAUCUUCACAGACACAUGAUGACAGAACAGGUGACUGUCCCGUACUGGGCAUAGAAUUUGUGCAUGCACAGUAGCUAAGUAAUGACUCUGUUGACCACCAACUUAGGGAUCCUGGCUUCAAAAGAACAAGAAUGCUUCUUAAAUGCCUGCAUUUUUAUUUUCAAUAUGGAGCAUACAGUGAUAUGUAAAUAUUUAGACUAUAUGUGAACCUAAUGCAGGUUUUAAUAAAGUCGAUUGAUUUUUUCCAAAAGAUUUAAUUCAUUCUUUUUCAAAUUUUUAUUUAUUUAUUUUUUAAAAUUUAUUUAUUUAUUCAAGAACUGGGGUACAGUCCAGAUGCACAGGAGGGCGAGAGGAUUCACCAAAGACGGAGUGAGGAACAGAACAGACAUACAGACCGAAGUACACUGUUGAGGGGAGCAGUAGGCAAGACAGGAGAGGUCUGUCCCGCCAUGUGGGUUGCUCCCUGGCCAGCCAGGAAUCAAACUCGUGCUGCAGUGGCUGCGGAUUGCAUCAUAGGUUGCAUGUUAACCCCUGCGCCACCAGGGAGGCCCUGGAUAAAUAACUUGUAGAAGUAUUGCUGACAUAUGAAAUUUCCAUUUUUAUUUCUUUAAGAAAUCUCUGCCCCAUUAUCUGUAGGCACUGUCCAA
This is a messenger RNA of Talpa occidentalis (Iberian mole), 3320 nucleotides long. Its product is annotated as zinc finger protein 254-like. Gene Ontology annotation, molecular function: DNA-binding transcription repressor activity, RNA polymerase II-specific. The coding region runs from base 156 to 932 and encodes 258 amino acids. Gene Ontology annotation, biological process: negative regulation of transcription by RNA polymerase II. The record is from RefSeq and is a predicted model, not a curated record. Lineage: Eukaryota; Metazoa; Chordata; Mammalia; Eulipotyphla; Talpidae. The transcript is spliced from 11 exons.